CUUAUAUAACCACAUGUAAUCAUAAGCUGUUGCUGUGACAAAGAAGAGAAAACAAAAACAGAAAUAAAAACGUUCAGGAGUGACCCAGUAAAUCACAUAACGAAGUGCGCCGAUUAUUCAUCAAAGCUGCGCUUCUGUGCAAAGCAACUUUAUGACCUACUUUGAAUCGCAUCGGUCUCCAGUGUGUUGGCAGAGAUUAAUCAUUCCUGCUAGUAGAUCAGCCUUUGUUGGGCUCUAACAGUGUGUCAGAUAAGUGGUGUUUCAAGAAAAGCACCUCCCUGAGUAUUUCAUAGUUGCAGUUGGUCCAGGAUUGAGUUACAGCACAUUACAGGGGGGCGGAGGAGACACAAGUGUGCGCACUGCUGCAGGCGCACUUCGGACGCGGUGCGCUCUUCUGAGGAGUCGAACUGGAAGACAAUUGAAACUGAAUGUGGACUUUAAAACACUUCCAUUGGGAUUUUUACACUCAGAAAUUCACUUUUCUACUGCUGUUUAAGUGCGGUGGGUUCCCGUGAGGGUUCAGGGUAAAGUGUAGCCCCCCCGACCCGUGCAGCUGGAGCCCCAUCCCCGCUCACCAUGAGUGUGUGCAGCGCCUCGUACCUGCGGAGGUGGCCGCUGAAGGCUCUGUUAUUCCUGGCUGCUGUGCUGCCGUCGAGCGCCGACUGUCCCAAAUCAUGCGCCUGCUAUGUUCCCACUGAAGUGCACUGCACCUUCAGAUACCUGACCGCGGUACCUGACCACAUCCAGACAGCUGUGGAAAGAAUUAACCUCGGGUACAACAGCAUAACUGUCCUGAGAGAAAAUGAUCUUUCGGGGCUUGAGAACUUGGAGUUAUUGAUGCUGCAUAGCAACACUAUACAUAGUAUUGAAGACCGAGCCUUCCAAGACCUGAAGUCAUUACAGGUCCUGAAGAUGUCAUACAAUAAAGUGAAGGAAAUCAACAAAGAGACAUUCAAAGGCCUGACUAGUCUGCUGAGACUCCAUAUUGACCACAACCACAUUGACUUUAUCAGCCCAGAGGCUUUCUAUGGCCUGACUAAUUUACAACUUGUCCAUCUGGAGGGUAACCACCUCCAGCAACUCCACCCAGACACAUUCAUCACACUCAGACACAGCCAAGUUUUCAAGGUAUCCUCGGUAAGAAACAUCCACCUGUCAGACAACUUCCUGACCACUCUGCCUGCAGAUAUUUUCUCUGGCUGCAGUGAGUUAGAGAACGUCUUCCUCCAUGGCAACCCAUGGACAUGCGAUUGCCAUAUGAAGUGGUUCUCGGUGUGGGCGCAACGGAACGUAGGUGUGCUGAAAUGCAAGCGAGACAGAAGAGGCCAGCUGUGUCCCGUUUGUGAAAAUCCUGCUCCUUACCACAACAAGCCUCUUGCCCUUGUUCACAAUGAUGUCUUUAGCUGUGCCAAACCUUGGAUAAAACCCCAUCUAAAGCAAAAAAACAUCAGCUUGGAUGAGGGAAACUUCACUCCAGUUUCCCCCAAGGACUUUAUUGCCCCGUUAGGCUCCAUACAUAUGAACUUGACUGACCAGUUUCACAAUGAUGCCAGUCUAUCCUGCACUGUCCAGAGGCCCACUUCAUUUGAGAACCUGACACAAACCUUGGAGGUGGAAGAGGGAAACAAUGUCACUGCACUUACAGCUGGCGUAACUACUUAUCUGGUGUGUAACAUUGACCAUGAACACAUGCACGAGCUGUGGCAGAUCCUGGCCACCUACAGUGACACUCCUAUGAUACUAGAAAGAGGUUUGAUGCUGGCCAGAAAUCCAGAAAUGGUGUACAGGUAUAGUCAGGUGAAAACAAGUAACAGAGAGGAAGGGAUUAACACAGGUAUUAAGGCUGAUGUUAAAGCCUCCCCAGCAUGGUUAAUGCAAGGGGAGAUGAGUUUCCAACUUGACCGCACUACUACCACCUUUUCUACUCUGCACAUUAAGUACCAGUCUGUUGUCAACCUACGUGUGGAAAACACAUUGUCUAAAAAGGGCCGCUAUUCCUGGACUAUGAUCAAGAGAGAUAAUCAAACCAAGACUGAGCACACUGUACUUACAGGUGGUGUGGCACAGCUGAGCUGCCAAAUCCAGGGUGAGCCAAAGCCUCUGUUGGAGUGGAUUUUACCAGAUGGAAGUAAGGUUAGGGCUCCAUUUUCCAGUGAAGACAGGAGGAUCAUAAUCACUGCUGAAGGGAAGCUUACUCUUAGGGGUGCAGAUCCCUCUGACACAGGCCUCUACUGGUGCAUUGCCACAAACUACCUGGAUGCAGACAUACUCACCUUUCGAGUAACGGUUCUAUCCCCUGAUGUAGAAGAGACUGAGGUCAAUGGUGUCCAACUCUCAAGGCCACUAGGUGAUAACCUGGUGUUUGACUGUAGCUCAUCAGGGAGUCCUAAGGCCUUGAUAUCGUGGAUUCUUCCUGACCAUUCAGUUUUGGACAAGUCUUAUGGGAACCGAAAGGUUUAUGAAAAUGGAACACUGCUGAUUCAAGGUCUCACAGCAAGGGAUCGAGGAUUUUACAGAUGUUUGGUUUCCAAUUACUUGGGAGUUGACCUUCUUGUGUCUCAAGUGACAGUUACUGAAGAACAGCCUGAGAGCACUACAGGUUUGGACAGUGAAGGAUCAGGGAUGGUGGCAGAGGUCGAGAUGGAUUCUAGUCUGAUAGAAAACACAGUCCCUCUCAAUGAGAUCCCCUCCUCCAGUCCUGCUGAUAGAACUAGUCAAGAAUCCAGGACAGUCACCUCAGACCGACCUUACCCAAGACACAGAUCACAGGGCAGAAGUAGACUGGGUCAGAGAAGGAGGGGGCCAGUUCGCAACAGACACGCAUGGAGUAACAGGGCCUUUGAUAAAGCUUCCCGGAAAGUAGACCCACAAAGAUUUGCUGAAUUUGUUAAAAAGGCUCAAGAUGGAGCAAGAUCUAAAUCUGGCACAGAGAAUGAGAGGAACUCAAACACUGUAUUCUCUGGUGACGAUGACUUUGGUUCUGGUGAGGGUCAGGAAGACCAUCUCAUUGCUGUUCCAAGGAUACUCAAAACAACUACAGAUAAUCCACAUAGAAUAUUUGGUCAAGACAGGCAAAGUGAAACAACCACACAGAGAGGUGACAGAGAUAUUUUAGCAGAUAAAAAUAAAAUUGUGGACAUAGAAAAUACAUUCAGCAAACAUCAUUUAAGUAAAACUGAAAAGACUAAAUCACCAACAACAGAAUCAUAUAUCCAAUCAGACUCUACACCAGUGUCUAUUUUUACAGAAGUUCCAAGUUUUGAUUCCUUUGAAAUGGCCAGCAAGGCCUCCUCAUCCAUGUACCCUGCCACUCUCCAACUUACUGUGACAGACACUUCACAAGAAACUCAACUCCAGUUUUCAGGAGAUCCUCAUAUAGAGCCAGAAACAUCAACAGGGGCUGCAAUUUCCUUAACUACUGACCCGAAUGUUACUCCAAUGAGAGAUGGAACAGGGCCAGUGGAGCUGGUCAUCCACCCUGAAAGUCAGACCACGUUCACAGCAGUCACCACCACAGAAAGACAGCAAGACGAAAUCACUUUUCACACAACUCAGACAAUAAAAUCUCCACGUCUGCCUGCAGGAUCUACCAUCAUAUCUCAACAGCAGGUCCAUAUCAUCCCACGCAAGAACAGCAGAGGAGGGGGUGGUAGGAGGAUCCUCCAAGGCCGCAGGAGGAUCAUUAAACCCAACAGGAUCACUGAUAUACAGUCCUUCAUCAAUAAGCUUAAACAGCCGACUAUGAGGAAGGAGGGGAAUACAUCUGUUCCAUAUAAAAUUGAACUGACCACAGACUGUAACUGUGAUGAAGGCCAAAAGAAGACAGUGAUCACUAAUAUGCAAGUGGUCACACCCCCAGCUUCCUCCAGUCCAUCUGUACACAAACCAGAGGGACCUGACUCUACCCCAAAAACUGCAGUUUCGUCCACAAACAAUGACGUUAGUUCAGUUGCUCCCAUCAUCCAUACUGUGUCAAGAUCAGAAGUUUCCAGUGACUACAUCACGUCAGCCGAUGCCCCUGAGUUUGAUCCUACAAUUGCUCCAUUUUCGACCACAAAUACAGAAACGUUAAUCUCCACCACGACCACCACUACAGUCGCUUCUAAGGUUAUACGUGGAAGGAUUCCAUGGAACAGACUGUUUGGAGGCAAAGAAAAGGCAAGGAUACUCCACAGGCUGAGGAGGCCAUUAAUUACCUCAAAAACUUCAACCACAGCAGAAACUACAACUGUGACCCCAACCACAACACCUGCUGCUUUGCCCACCACCACUGCAAACUCACUGGUUGAACCUGAGUCUCAGUUGCCAUCCAGACACACACAGAGCAAAGAGAGUUCAUUUGAUAAUGACUAUGGCGGAUCCUCUGCAGAUUUUGAGUUCACGACCCUGCGGCCCAGCUUUCAUCAUAUAACUACUACAAUUUCCUCUGACUCAAUGUCUUUCACCACUGCUGAGACACCAUCAGAAUUACAGACUCUACCCUCCCCACCUACGGUCAAACCACAAUCAGUUGGAAAUCCUGAUGAAGUAUUAUCAGGCUCUGGGGGACUACCUGAUAAUUUGCUUGUAAUCAGACAAAGGCCUGGUGUAACAAGAGGGCGGCAAGGGCGAAGAAGAAGGCCCUUUAGAGGCAGGAGACCCUUCAGGAAACCUGGAAUCAAUAUGCCACAUACUACUACCACAACUGAAGCUUCAACAACUAUGGAAACUACAGUGAAGGCAACCACGCAACCUCAGCUGUUUUUUUCUUCCUACAAUCCUCUGUACACACCAUCUACAAAAGAGGUCAUACCCACAGUGCCCAUUUCCAGUGACCAAAAAUCAAAGGAGACCGACUCAUAUGAAGCAUUUGACUGGACAUCUAGCAGUUCCUCCACCUAUAUUACCACCAAAACACCUCCAAUAAUCUCGGCCACCUACAAUCCUAUGUUUACAUUGAUGCGAACUACACCAAAUGUGCCUUACACAACAGGUCAGACCAGAUAUCACAGCAACAUCAGACCACCAACCCAGGAAAACAAAGGGGACAAAAUGACAGUACUCACAGCCAAGCAAGGGCACAAUACCAACAUCCCUGAUCCAUACAGCAAGGACAUACACAACUCUAUUUCUCCUAUUUCUGUUCAUAUUACUGGCUCUGAAUCUGCCACUGUGAAUAUUGCUGACUUUGAACCCACUACAAAGACAGCGAUGACAAGCAAACCUAAAAUAGUUGGGGGAAAUGCAGCUAGCUUUACAGUCUUGUCUAACUCGGAUGCUUUCCUCCCAUGUGAGGCUGUUGGACACCCGCCACCAGUUAUAACUUGGAAACGCUUCUCCUCAAGUACAGGAAGAACCAUUACCAUUUAUGGGAAGAUGGGAAAGUUUGAGGUGUUGAGCAAUGGCACACUCUCCAUCCAGAAUGCCAACACCAUGGACCGUGGCCAGUACCUUUGUCUAGCAGAGAAUGAUCAUGGAUCAGAUAAACUUAUUGUCACCCUUUCUGUGGUGGCCUACCCCUCACGCAUUCUUGAACCAAAAGUGCGUGACAUUAAAUCUCAUUCAGGAAACAGAGUGGAGAUGAAAUGUAAAGCAGAGGGACGACCCAUGCCCAUGAUAUCUUGGAUCUUGGCCAACAGGACCCAAGUCAGGGGUCAAAACACAGACAUAGGAAGAGUAUCUGUAUCUGCUGAGGGGACUCUGGUUAUUCAACAAGUGUCUGUUUAUGACAGAGGUCAUUACAAAUGCAUCGCAAGUAAUCCAGCUGGAGCUGACACUGCCACAGUUCGACUGCAGGUGGUGGCAGCUCCACCAGGCAUCACUGAGGACAAACGACAGCAGCUGAAAGCUAGUCUAAGUCAAGACUUGUGGAUUCCCUGCACUGGCCACGGCACCCCUCAGCCUACUAUUCACUGGGUCCUCCAAGAUGGGUCAACAGUACAAUCAAACAGACCUACCAGGGAUGCAAGAAUAUCAGUUUAUGAGAAUGGGACGCUCUAUAUUAAGGAAGUUACUCUAGCAGAGAGUGGUAAAUAUGAAUGUAUUGCUACCAGCUCUACUGGUUCAGAGCGACGGGUGGUGACUCUGACAGUAGAGAAGCGAGAGACUGCACCUCAGAUAGUGGAGAAAUCCCAGCGCAUGACAGAUUUGUCUUUUGGAGAUCAGCUGAGGCUUGACUGUUCAGCAAUAGGAGAUCCUCAACCUAGGAUUGUCUGGAGACUACCUUCCAAAGCUUUGGUGGACCAGUGGCACAGAAUGGGCAACAGAAUUCAGGUCCUGGAUAAUGGUACUCUUAUCAUUGACAAUGUGAGUAAUAAAGAUUCUGGAGACUAUCUGUGUGUGGCACGAAGCAAGAUUGGUGAUGAUAUCCAGCUGAUGAAGGUCAGUGUAUCAAUGAAGCCAGCCAAAAUAGAGCCUAAGCUCUAUGAAAAGAAGAAGGUACCCUAUGGGAACGACUUUAAAGUGGACUGUAAAGCCUCAGGAUCACCAAAGCCAGAGAUCUCUUGGGGACUACCAGAUGGUACAGUGGUCAACAGUGCUCUCCAGUCUGAUGCAAGCAGUGGAGGCAGACGAACACGCCGCUAUACUCUGUUUGACAAUGGAACUCUUUACCUAAACCAGGUUGGCAUGUCAGAGGAAGGGGACUACACCUGCUAUGCUGAGAACCAAGUGGGAAAGGAUGAAAUGCAUGUACACAUCACUGUUGUGACAGCUGCCCCCAGAAUACGUGCACACAGCCAGACUUACGCCAGGGUGAGGCCUGGAGACAACAUCCGCUUUGACUGUGAAGCACUUGGAGAACCCAAACCUAAGAUCUUGUGGAUGCUUCCAACCAAUGAUGUAAUAGCUGCAUCAAAUGAGCGGUACUUAAUGCAUGUGAAUGGCUCUCUAGAUAUCAGGGAUGUGAAGAUGACUGAUGCAGGGGAAUACAUGUGUAUGGCUCGCAACCCUGGUGGAGAAGACAGUAAAGUUUAUAAGCUUGACAUAGAUGGAAAUCCACCAGUGAUCAAUGGCUACCGGCAGAACAGAACUGUAAUCAAAGAUGUAGCCCCUAAAUUCUCCAGGAAACUAAUCGACUGCAAGGCAGAGGGUAAUCCCACUCCCACCAUCACUUGGAUUAUGCCUGAUAACAUCUUUCUGACAGCACCCUACUUUGGCAGCAGGAUUAAUGUCCACCACAAUGGGACACUUGAGAUACGGAAUGUCCGUCCCUCUGAUACAGCAGAGUUCAUUUGCAUGGCAAGAAAUGAUGGUGGAGAGGCAGUAAUGGUGGUGCAGCUGGAGGUUAGUAGCAUGCUUCGAAGGCCAAUCUUUAAGAACCCUUUCAAUGAACGUAUUGUGUCUCGGGCUGGGAAAUCCACAGUUCUGAACUGUUCUGCUGAUGGGAAUCCAGUACCUGAGAUAAUUUGGACAUUGCCUAAUGGAACACGAUUAACUGGAGGAAAUUCUCGAUUUACUCCUGGAUCUCACCACCACAUUAUCAACGAUGGGACUUUAAUCAUCUACAAUCCUCGCAAAGAAGAUGCUGGCAAGUACCGCUGUGGUGCGAAAAAUUUCAAGGGCUACAUAGAGAAGCUUAUAAUUUUGGAUGUUGGGCAAAAGCCUUACAUCUUGACAAGGCCCAGAGGUAUUAUACGCUCCGUGUCUGGGGAACCCCUCUUCCUUCACUGUCUUUCUGAUGGGAGUCCCCAACCCAGAAUCUACUGGACCAUACCUGGUGGCCAUACAUUUACUCGACCUCAAGUUCUGGGGCGCUACCAAUUACUAGAGAAUGGUACUCUAGUUGUUAGGGACACUACUUUGCAUGACAGAGGGAACUACAUCUGCAGGGCUCAAAAUGAUGCUGGCGAGGCCAUGCUCACUGUCCCUGUUAUUAUCAUUGGUUACCCUCCACGGAUCACAGCAGGGCCACCUCCCAGCAUGAGGGCAGUGAAAGGGACACCCAUACAGCUCAGCUGUACUGCCUUUGGAAUCCCCAAGCCAGAGAUUACCUGGGAGCUUCCCGAUCAAUCAGUUCUGUCAGCAGCAGACAAGGGACGGCCUAUGGGUAGUGAGCUGCUCCACCCCCAGGGCACUCUUAUCAUCCAAAAGCCUACAGCCUCAGACUCUGGAACAUACAAAUGCUUGGCCAAGAACCACCUAGGUACAGAUUCAAAGGUCUCAUAUGUACUUGUACUGUGAGAGAAAAAAAAAAAAAAUGCUAUCUCACAUGUGGAUUUUUGAGGAUCAUGGCUUCUGGACUAUUAAUAAAAAGGAGUCACAGGCGUGGACUAAAAAAGUAACCGGAUGAGGAAGUUAAAGAAGAUAGACGUUUAAAGGGGAAAUUAUUAUUAUUAUUGCUAUAACUGUAAAACCUAAAGGCUAAAAAGUUGUAAAUGUAACUUAACAGUAGCAGCCUGAAGAUUCAUUGGUGGUUCUCAUUUGGGGUGGUUCUCAUGGGAGCAAAAAGCCCAGUGCCUAGAGCAAAACUCUGACCAUGUGUUAGGAGUAGUAUCACAGACAUAGCUACACUUAACGCUCAAGUAAAAAAGUGAAGCAUAUUGAAAGAAAGAAAAUGAAGAUUCCUAAGAAGGUUUUAAGUCCCUUCAGAGAUUUUAGUAAAAAGGCAACACCCAGAGUGUUUAUUAAGAAUAUUUCAAGGGCAAGUCAUUGAAUUUCACAGUUGGAAUAAUAAUAAUAAAAAAAAAUAUAUGAGGCCUGUCUUACACUGGAUACAUAUCUGCAUAGAUAGUACAGUGCUUUCAGAAUCACAUGAAAUUUCCUUAUUUUCCUUUUUACAUGUUCAUGAGUCCACUUGCAGCACAAUAAAAAAUAACACUAUCAAAAUAUUGUGUUGUACACAAGAAUUUACAGUAAUGUUAUACAUUAUGCUAAUCUGUGAUAAUACAGUAUAUCUAUUUGUAGUAUCUACUUUAUCUAGGGUAUGGGAGAAAAAUGAAACUAAAACAUGGCUCUUGUCAUUUUAGUGUUUCAUUUGAUACGUGCAAAAGCUUUAAAAUGAUUCAGGUUUUAUAUUUCUGACACACAGUAUUUCAACCAUAGAAAAAAAAUCUGUUAGUACUAGUGGGCCAAUAAAAUGCUGCAGUAAAGGUCAUUUGAAUUAUCCAGUUGUACCUCACCUAAGGAGGAAGUUAUGGCUCUGGCUGCAGGAGAAAUCUUCCAGACAUACACAGUUUUAACUUUCCAGCUGUGAAAAUAGUUCUUUACCCAGCUCCUCAGUGUGCUGGACCCACAGGGGAGCCUUUGAUUUUUGUAUGUGAUUGUGUGCUGAUUUCAUUACCCUCCUGCACACUGAAGUGAAACGUGAGGGAGGAAACAGAAGAGGGAAAGAAAGAUGUAUAUUUUUAUAAUAUAUAUGUACCGUAUAUAUAUAUAUAUCUAUGUAAUUGAUAUGAGCUGAUGUUUCUUUUUCAAAUAUAAUAUUUUAAGAAAAGACAAAAUGCAAGCAAACUUACUAACCACACUAGGCGAGUGUCAGCAGAUUUGCAUUCUUUCUUGGUCCUAAAGAAAUUGUAAAGCCAUUUUACCUUUUUUUUGUCUUCAGAGCGACAACUGGAAACAAUUUCCGAAUAAAUUGCACCUACUGACUGUGGAUUGCCUAUAAUGAUGCACAUUUAAAACAGGCAAAAGAAAAUAUUAUAUGUAUGUAAUGCUGACUUUUUGUACUGAGGUAUGUUUUUUGUUUUUGGUUUCUUUGUUUUGUUUUUUUCAUGUAAGCCAUUGGUCAUACUUUAAGUUAUCUCUGAUAAUCUAACAACCAUUAAAAAGGACAUCAUUAAUUAACAUUUCACUUCCAGUACCCAGAGGCAUUUUAAUGGAAACUGCAGAAAAAGUUCACCGGUGAGCUGUCAAACGUGUAUGUUUCAAUAAAUCAGUUUUUGAGAUCUCAGAAAAAAAAAA
Messenger RNA from Mugil cephalus (flathead mullet), 9879 nucleotides. RefSeq names its product immunoglobulin superfamily, member 10 (gene igsf10). The coding region runs from base 577 to 8160 and encodes 2527 amino acids. The record is from RefSeq and is a predicted model, not a curated record. Gene Ontology annotation, molecular function: protein binding. The transcript is spliced from 10 exons. Gene Ontology annotation, cellular component: extracellular region. NCBI's taxonomy places the organism in Eukaryota, Metazoa, Chordata, Actinopteri, Mugiliformes, Mugilidae.